Aphidius gifuensis is the source of this 7291-nucleotide messenger RNA. It is a transcript of the gene unc-104, whose product is annotated as kinesin-like protein unc-104. Gene Ontology annotation, molecular function: ATP binding; microtubule motor activity; microtubule binding. The record is from RefSeq and is a predicted model, not a curated record. Gene Ontology annotation, biological process: microtubule-based movement. NCBI's taxonomy places the organism in Eukaryota, Metazoa, Arthropoda, Insecta, Hymenoptera, Braconidae.
AUAUGAAAUGCAAUUGGCUGACAAUGUCGUCGUGUUAGCAUCACAGUCAUGUGACUUAACUAAACACAAAUUGAUCAUGCGUAUAACGUUAUUCUACCAUUUUGUUUUUUAAAAAAAAAAAUAAGAAAAAUAUAUAAGAAUAUAUUAAAUUGGCGCUACUUGUGCUUUGUAGAUAUUGGAACAAUAUUACUAGACGAAUCAGUUGGACAGCGACGAUCGCGACGAUGAUCGUUGGACUACUGAUAUUUAAUAUUUCAUAAAUAAAACAAUAUUAAGGAUUAUUACAACUUUGUUAAUAGUGAAAAUGUUGUUAAAUCAUAGUAUUAUUUUGUGCGGUGAAUUUUUGAUUAUUAUUAAAAAGCUUUCUUUAUAUUUUUUUUCAUUUUAAUUAAUUCAAGUGACAAGUAGUUUUUUCCAUUGUGACAAUAGUGACAAAUAAAAAAUUAUUCACCUUGCUAAUUUUUGAUUAUAUAAUAUUUUAUUACAUUCAAUAAAAGAAUUGAAGGAAGGAGAGACAUAAAAGUGUCAAGAAUUUAUUGAUACAAAAGUCGACUUCAAAGUAGACAAAGAUGUCGUCGGUGAAAGUGGCAGUGAGGGUGCGGCCCUUUAACAAUCGCGAAGUAUUACGUGAGGCCCAAUGUAUCAUUGAAAUGUCAGGCAACACCACAACAAUUGCUAAUCCAAAAGCACCACCAGGCACAAAAGAAGCAAUAAAAAGUUUUAAUUAUGAUUAUUCAUAUCAUUCAAUUGAUCCAACUGAUCCAAAUUAUUCAUCUCAAAUAAUGGUUUAUAAAGAUAUUGGUGAAGAAAUGCUACAGCAUGCAUUUGAAGGAUACAAUGUUUGUAUAUUUGCAUAUGGACAAACUGGUGCUGGUAAAUCAUAUACAAUGAUGGGUAAACAAGAAGAUGGACAAGAAGGAAUAAUACCACAAAUAUGUAAAGAUUUAUUUCGUAAAAUAAGUAAAAAUUCAAGUGAUACAUUAAAACAUUCAGUUGAAGUAAGUUAUAUGGAAAUAUAUUGUGAACGUGUACGUGAUUUAUUAAAUCCAAAAAAUAAAGGUAAUUUACGUGUACGUGAACAUCCAUUACUUGGUCCAUAUGUUGAAGAUUUAUCAAAACUUGCUGUAAUGUCAUAUGAAGAAAUUCAUGAUUGUAUUGAUGAAGGUAAUAAAGCAAGAACAGUUGCAGCAACAAAUAUGAAUGAAACAUCAUCACGUUCACAUGCUGUAUUUACAAUUUUUUUUACACAACAAAAACAUGAUUCAAUAACUGGUUUAGUUACUGAAAAAGUUAGUAAAAUAUCGCUAGUUGAUUUAGCUGGUUCUGAAAGAGCUGAUUCAACUGGUGCUAAAGGUACACGUCUUAAAGAAGGUGCUAAUAUUAAUAAAAGUUUAACAACAUUGGGAAAAGUUAUUAGUGCACUUGCUGAAGUUGCGGCAACUAAAAAAAAAAAGAAAGCUGAAUUUAUUCCAUACAGAGAUUCAGUUUUAACAUGGUUGUUACGUGAAAAUCUUGGUGGUAAUUCAAAAACAGCUAUGAUUGCUGCUGUCAGUCCAGCUGAUAUAAAUUAUGACGAGACUCUAUCAACUCUCAGAUAUGCUGAUAGAGCCAAACAAAUUGUUUGCAAAGCAGUUGUCAAUGAGGAUGCAAAUGCUAAACUUAUACGUGAACUCAAAGAAGAAAUACAAAAAUUACGUGAACUUUUAAAGCAAGAGGGUAUCGAUUUCGAAGAAGGGCUAGGUGGCAUUAUCUCAUAUGAAAAGAAAGAAUCCAGAGAUGAAGCAGCUAUUAUAAAGUCAGCUAAAAGAGAGGAAGAUACCAAGGAGACACGUCAAAGAAUUCCAUCACAUAGAACUGCUGAAGAAGCUGUGGAACAGUUGCAAGCAUCUGAAAAACUUAUUGCAGAAUUAAACGAGACAUGGGAAGAAAAGUUGAAACGAACAGAAUCAAUACGUUUACAAAGAGAAGCAGUAUUUGCAGAAAUGGGAGUUGCUGUAAAAGAGGAUGGUGUAACAGUGGGUGUAUUUUCACCAAAAAAAACACCACAUCUUGUAAAUUUAAACGAGGAUCCAUUGAUGUCAGAAUGCCUGAUUUAUUAUAUAAAAGACGGUUUUACUCGCAUAGGAUCUGCGGAAGCAAAUAUACCCCAAGAUAUACAACUAUGUGGUCCACAUAUCCUAAGCGAACAUUGUGUAUUCGAAAAUCAUCAAAAUGUCAUAACACUUAUACCGAAAACAGGAGCUCUUAUUUACGUAAAUGGGCGGGAAAUAAACGCGCCAAUUGUGCUGAAAACAGGCUCACGUGUUAUACUUGGAAAAAAUCAUGUAUUUAGAUUUAAUCAUCCAGAUCAAGUACGUGAAAGACGUGAAAAAAAUUCACCAACUGAAACACCAGCUAAUGGUGAAACAGUUGAUUGGAAUUUUGCACAAAUUGAAUUGUUAGAAAAACAAGGUAUUGAUCUUAAAGUUGAAAUGGAUAAAAGACUUGUUGUAUUGGAAGAACAAUUUAGAAAAGAAAAAGAAACUGCUGAUCAAUUAUUUGAAGAACAAAGAAAAAAUUACGAAGCUCGAAUAGAUGCCCUGCAGAAACAGGUCGAGGAACAAAGCAUGACAAUGUCCAUGUACAGCAGUUACACUCCUGAAGACUUCAAUAAUAUUGAGGAAGACAUAUUUGUCAACCCAUUGUUUGACGCAGAGAGCAACUGGAGUGAACGUGAAUUCCAACUUGCAGCAUGGGCAUUUAGAAAAUGGAAAUAUCAUCAAUUUACAAGUCUACGUGAUGAUUUAUGGGGUAAUGCAAUAUUCCUAAAAGAAGCCAAUGCAAUAUCAGUGGAAUUGAAGAAAAAAGUGCAAUUUCAAUUUACACUUUUAACAGACACACUAUAUUCACCAUUACCACCAGAUCUUUUACCAAAUGUUGAUGAUGAUGAUGAAGAAGAACGACCAUUUCCACGCACAAUUGUUGCUGUUGAAGUUCAAGAUACUAAAAAUGGUGCAACUCAUUAUUGGACACUUGAUAAACUUCGACAACGAUUGGAAUUGAUGAGAGAGAUGUAUCACAAUGAGGCAGAGUUAUCACCAACAUCACCAGACUAUAAUAUUGAAAAUAUAACUGGUGGUGAUCCAUUUUACGACAGAUUUCCAUGGUUCCGUAUGGUGGGAAGAUCAUUUAUUUAUCUGAGCAAUUUAAUGUAUCCAGUUCCAUUAAUUCAUAAAGUUGCAAUUGUCAAUGAAAAAGGUGAUGUUAAAGGAUAUCUUCGUGUUGCAGUUCAAGCAGUUGUUGAAGAGGAAAACAGUGAAUAUUCAAGUGGUGUACGUCAAUCAGCUCGUAUAUCAUUUGAUGAUGAUUUAUUUGGUAAUAAUCGUCCAACAAAACGUGCAAAUUUAUUAACACAAACACUUGAAAAAAAUCAACAAAUAUUUAUGCAAGAAGAAAGAGUUGUUGAGGGACAAAAUGAAAUAAAAGAAAUAAUAAAAGAUGAAGAAGAAGUAUGUGAUGGUGAUAGUGGACGUGGUGAUAGUUCAGUUGCAAGUGAUAUGAAAGAAGAAGAAUUACCAGAUCAUUUACAAACUGGUGUUGAAUUUACAUUUCGUGUUACAGUAUUACAAGCAAUGGGUAUAUCAACUGAAUAUGCUGAUAUAUUUUGUCAAUUUAAUUUUUUGCAUAGACAUGAUGAAGCAUUUUCAACAGAACCAGUUAAAAAUACUGGUAAAGGAAAUCCACCUGGUUUUUAUCAUGUACAAAAUAUAACAGUAACUGUUACAAAAUCAUUUUUAGAUUAUUUAAAAUCUCAACCAAUUGUAUUUGAAGUAUUUGGUCAUUAUCAACAACAUCCACUUCAUAAAGAUGCUAAACUUGAUUAUGGUAUAAGACAACCACCCAAAAGAAUGUUACCACCAUCAAUACCAAUAAGUCAACCAGUACGUUCACCAAAAUUUGGCUCAGUAUUACCAUCAUCACCAAGUACAUCACAUAUACAUGCAAAAUAUGAUGUAUUAGUAUGGUUUGAAAUAUGUGAACUUGCACCAAAUGGUGAAUAUGUACCAUCAGUUGUUGAUCACAGUGAUGAUUUACCAUGUCGUGGUUUAUUUUUACUUCAUCAAGGUAUACAACGUCGUAUACGUAUUACAAUUGUACAUGAACAAGCAUCUGAAUUACGUUGGAAAGAUGUACGUGAAUUAGUUGUUGGUAGAAUACGUAAUACACCAGAACCAGAAGAAGAAGAUAAUGAUUCAUCAGUAUUAUCACUUGGUUUAUUUCCUGGUGAAUAUCUUGAAAUACCUGGUGAUGAUCGUUGUAUGUUUCGUUUUGAGGCAGCAUGGGAUAGUUCAUUACAUAAUUCAGCAUUGUUAAAUCGUGUAACAUCAUAUGGUGAACAAAUAUUUAUGACAAUAUCAGCAUAUUUAGAAAUUGAAAAUUGUGGAAGACCAGCAAUUAUAACAAAAGAUUUAAGUAUGAUUAUUUAUGGUAGAGAUGCACGUGUUGGACCACGUUCAUUAAAACAUUUAUUUACUGGUAAUUAUCGUAAUCAAGAAGCAAAUAGAUUAAGUGGUGUUUAUGAAUUGGUAUUGAGACGUUCAUCUGAAGCUGGUGUACAAAGAAGACAAAGACGUGUACUUGAUACAAGCUCAACAUAUGUUAGAGGUGAAGAAAAUUUACAUGGAUGGAGACCACGUGGUGAUAGUCUUAUAUUUGAUCAUCAAUGGGAGCUAGAAAAAUUAACAAGACUUGAAGAAGUUGAAAAAAUACGUCAUACAUUAUUACUCAGAGAAAAAUUGGGUAUUGAUAAGACAUUAUUAUGCAAUAAAAAUAAUAAUCAUGAUUUUACAAAAAGCGAAAAGGAGGUUUGUAACAUGGUAGCUAAAGCAACAAAUGAACAACAUGCAAGUCCAGUUAAAAUUAAAAAAUCAUCAAGUAAAGAUGUCUAUGAACCAUGGGAAAUGACUGAACGUGAAAAAGAAAUAGCAACAAAAUAUAUUAAACUAAUACAAGGAAGAAUAACUAAAAAAGAAGAACAACAACAAGGAAUUGUAUUGACAGAUGUAUCACCAGGUGAUGAAAAUAUAACUGAUAUAUCAACAUCAAUGAUGUCAUCUGUUGUUUCAUCAUCAUCACAAGAGUCAGUAUUUCAAAGUGAUUAUGUUGCUGGUUUUGAUAAGCCAGCUGAUGGAAUUAUUGUGAGGAGCACUUCUAAGUCCUGCAUAUUUAGGUUGAGUUCACCAGAACGUGCACGUUUACAAGAACUUCAAGAAAGUAUGAUGAUUGGUGAUACAGCAAGUCAAUCAAAUUCAAUGGCACCAGCACCACUUGGUUCAUCAUCACCACUUAAAGAUACUAUUGUACUUUAUGUUCCUGAAGUUGAAGAAAUUCGUAUUAGUCCAGUUAUUGCUAGAAAAGGAUAUUUAAAUGUUCUUGAACACAAAACAAAUGGUUGGAAAAAAAGAUGGGUGGUAAGUAAUUUUCAAGGCGUACGAAGACCAUAUGUCUUUAUAUUUAGGGAAGAAAAAGAUCCAGUUGAACGUGCACUUAUUAAUCUUGCAACAGCACAAGUUGAAUAUUCAGAGGAUCAACUUGCAAUGGUUAAAGUACCAAAUACAUUUAGUGUUGUUACAAAACAUCGUGGUUAUUUAUUACAAACACUUGGUGAUAAAGAAGUUUAUGAUUGGCUUUAUGCUAUUAAUCCAUUACUUGCUGGACAAAUAAGAUCAAAACUUGCACGUAAAGUACCACAAAUAAAUACAACAACAAUAACAUUAUCAGCACCACCAUCAGAAACACAAACACAAACAAAGUGAGUCAAGGAUUCAAUCGUUGAAUAUGUAAGUGUUGUCAAAAGAGCCUCUAAAGAAAUAAUACGUCAAUCAUAUUCAAUUUAUGAGGCUCAAGACUUUUAUAAACUUCGAUUCACCGUAAUUUUUGAAUAAAUAUAUUUUACGUUUUUCAUUAUUUUCUAUAAUCAUAAUUCGAAAUAAUAAUUGAUACCAGUUUAUUAUGAUUUUAUUGAAACUAAAAUGAGAUAUAAAUAUUUAAAUUUUUCAAAAUAUUUUUAAAUAUUUAAUCAAAUGAAAUUAAGAAAAAUGAUAUUCUCACCGGGCGUUUAUUUUUUCACAACGUUUCUACGGUUGAGACAAAUAUUCUUGUCAAAUUUCACGAAAUUAAAACAUCUAGUCUCAUUUCGAUCUCGUUUUUUUUAAAUAAAAAUUGAAAUUUAAAAAAAAAAAUAAUUAUCAAUAAAAGCACUGAUCGAUUUAUAACUCGAUAAAUAAAAAUACUGCAAUAAUAAUUGUUUUUUUUUUUUAGUAGAUGUGAAUUCUGUCAGUAUAAAAAAUAAAAGUAAAAAAGAAAAAAAAAAAAAAAUUAAUAAGCAACAAAACAGUUUAUUGGUUUAUUUAAAAAAAAUUUAUAUUUUUAAAUUUUUCAUUAAAUUAACUGGAAUUUAAACGCAGUCAUGGAAUGUAAAUAAUUGAAGUAAAAAAAAAAAAAAAAGUAGUCUGGGAUAAAUGAGCAAAUGACCCCAAAUAUUAAUUUAAUUUUUUUUUUAAAUUUCUUUUUUUAUUUAAAAAUAAAAUAAACUUGGUUACAUUCUAUUUAUCAAUUUUUGUUGAUAGUAUUUAUAUGGUUGUUAAUAUUUAUUAAAAAAAAAAAAAUAAAUUAUUUAUUUUUAUUUAUUAUUUGUUAAGAUUUAAUUAAUAUUUUUAAGACACCAUGGGGAGAUGAUAAAAUACCCGACUAAAGAAAUGAAAAAAAAAGGAGAAAAAUAAAAUUCUUUUUCUUGCGUUAAAUGUGCAACAAAAAUUGUAAAAAAUGUUGCAGCACUGAGAUAAUUAUAUUCGUGACAUUAAUAACAUAAAGAGUAUAAUUAUUUAAAAAUACAUAAAAAUUAUUGAAACAUGGUAAUAUUAACCUUGAUAAAUACAAAUAAUUGUGUUUUAAAUUUCAUUAAAUUGAAAAUAAUAAAGACAAUUGUCAUCUAUGUAAAAGCUAAUUAAUAUUGUAUAUAAAAACAACACAAACACAUAAACGAAUAAACUUAAACCAUAUUUAAAAAAAUAAACACUAAAAAAAAUAAAAAAGCACGCUUUUUUUAUUUUUUAUUAUUUAUAUACAACUGUUUUUUUGUUAAUUUAAAAAAAAAGCAUUUACGCUGAAUAUUUAUUUGCCAUUGAUAAUUUUAAAUAUAUUAAAAUUAUAUUUGGCAAUAUAAUUCAAUAAACUCUAGUCACAAUUAAACGUAAAUUAACUAUUUAAAGAAAUAAAAAAAAAAAAAUACAGGCAACAAAUUAUUAAAAUU